Musa acuminata AAA Group (dessert banana) is the source of this 2517-nucleotide messenger RNA. RefSeq names its product probable GTP-binding protein OBGC1, chloroplastic. NCBI's taxonomy places the organism in Eukaryota, Viridiplantae, Streptophyta, Magnoliopsida, Zingiberales, Musaceae. The coding region runs from base 44 to 2122 and encodes 692 amino acids. The transcript has 9 exons. Gene Ontology annotation, cellular component: mitochondrion. Gene Ontology annotation, molecular function: GTPase activity; GTP binding; magnesium ion binding. The record is from RefSeq and is a predicted model, not a curated record.
CUUUGCUUCUUCCUGUGGCUAGAGAACGGCCAAAGGAACUGUAAUGGCGACCGCCGCCGUCGCCCUCUCCUCCCUCCGCUUCCGUCCUCUCUCCGCCGCCGGGGCUCGCCCUAAGGCCGGAAGCCCUAAAAGGCCAUCUCGUCCCAAGCCUAACCUCAAGUCCCGGAAGGUCUCUGGCGGCCCGCCGUCCUACGGCUCCUCGAGCGGCGGCGGUGGGGAGGCCACGACCUACACCCGCCUCCCUCCCAAGGGCGACUUCUCCCUCGAUCCAUCCGUCGUUCCGUUCUCCUCAGCGACCUCCGGUGAAAUUAGGUUGCGUGAGUCGCCGGUUCCGGCUUUAAAUUCUUCUAAGGAAAAGCCUUCGGACCGUCAUCGAAGUAGAGGCUACGAUAAGAAGGCUAAAGGUUCGUUCUCUGUGGAAGUGAUCGAAGAUGAGUUGUUGACGUUUGAACCCGAUGGCAAGUUCUCCCUCGAUCCAUCCCUCGGAUUCCACGCACGAGGCUCGGGCGAGUUUAGGGUCGAACAGGACAUCGAGGGAAGCGACGACGAAUUUUUGGAGUUCGAAUCGGAUGAAGAUGAGGUUAUUGUGGGGUAUGGAUCCACGCAUCCAGAGGUUGAGGCCUCGGAUUUGGAUUUAGAGUCUGAAUCCGAUGGGGAGUUGGAGGGUUAUCUUGAUGGGGACAAUGAGUUUGGGAAUGGAGAAGUGAAGGAGAAGGGGGUUCCUGCGAUUAUGAGAUGCUUUGAUAGCGCGAAGAUAUAUGUGAAGGCCGGGAAUGGAGGGAAUGGAGUUGUGGCAUUUAGACGUGAGAAAUUUGUGCCUUUUGGCGGUCCAUCAGGAGGAGAUGGAGGGAAGGGAGGAGAUGUGUAUGUGGAGGUCGAUGGGGCAAUGAAUUCUUUACUCCCAUUCCGUAAAAAUGUGCACUUCAGGGCUGGGAGAGGUGGGCACGGCCAAGGAAGGAAGCAGGCUGGGGCGAAGGGAGAGGAUGUGGUUGUGAAGGUGGCACCUGGAACUGUGAUCAGAGAGGCCUUCAAAGGAGGUAUGCUGGGUGAGGUGUUGCUGGAGUUAUUGCACCCUGGACAGCGGGCACUGCUCUUACCUGGUGGGCGGGGUGGGAGAGGAAAUGCAUCUUUCAAAUCAGGGACUAAUAAGGUACCAAAGAUUGCAGAAAAUGGAGAAGAGGGCGCCGAAAUGUGGUUGGAUCUGGAGCUGAAGCUUGUAGCUGAUGUUGGAAUUGUGGGUGCUCCAAAUGCUGGAAAAAGCACUCUCUUAAGUGCUAUUAGCGCUGCUCAGCCAACCAUCGCCAAUUAUCCCUUUACAACUUUGCUUCCUAAUCUGGGAGUAGUUUCAUUAGAUUUUGAUGCCACGAUGGUGGUUGCAGAUCUACCAGGUUUGCUUGAAGGUGCUCACAGGGGAUUUGGCUUAGGUCAUGAGUUCCUAAGACAUGCUGAAAGAUGUUCUGUCUUGGUGCAUGUUGUUGAUGGUUCAGGGCUGCAGCCAGAGUAUGAAUUUGAUGCAGUUAGAUUGGAACUGGAAUUAUUUAGCCCAGGGCUCGCAGAGAAGCCGUAUAUUGUUGUAUAUAACAAAAUGGACCUUCCAGAAGCAUAUGAGAGCUGGGAUUCAUUCAAGGAACGUCUGCAAGCUCGUGGAAUCCAGCCUUUCUAUAGUAGUGCAAUGAAUAGACAGGGGACACAUGAUAUUGUGGUUGCUGCCUAUGAACUUUUAAGGGAAGAAAGGAAAUCAAAACGGGAAUCUGAAGAGUGGACUGGUCCAUUGAACCUAAAUCAUGUUGCCGACACCAUACAAAAGCAACGAAGCUCUUCCAUGAAUGAAUUUGAAAUCUUUUACGAUAGCAGCUCUAAUACAUGGCAUGUAGAUGGGGCUGGAUUACAACGUUUUGUUCAAAUGACAAAUUGGCAGUAUUUGGAGUCUUUGAGAAGAUUUCAGCAUGUUUUGGAGGCAUGUGGCGUGAACAAAUCUCUAAUUAAACGUGGAAUUAAAGAAGGGGACACAGUCAUCAUAUCAGAGAUGGAAAUGGUGUGGCAUGAUGAAAUUGAAAAAAAUGAUUCAUCGAGCGUGAGAAAACGAGCAAUUGGUUCUGUAAAAUGGCCGCAAUUGUAUUAGAAGAAUUGUCAAGAAACUCUCUGCCCAUAUACACGGAGGAUAAGUUGUGUGUACUCAGAUGUUAACCCCAAACAAUUUAACGUGUUAACACGAGCUUGGAAAUAUUCUCAAGCGGGCUGUAUCAAAUGCAAUUUGCUCGCUUGAAAAUGAAGAUCCAGCAGCGGACACUUUGACCGAGCCAUCUGAUUAUCUCACCGACAGCGACAGUUGGAUCAUGCUGCCUGUGGUGCAGGUUGGGUCAGGUUCUUUGGGCGAACAUGUGCUGGUUACACGUAGCGACCACCUCAUGUUUGUUGUUCGAAUGAUGUUUGUACUAAUGGUCACAAUGCUCAUGAUGUAUGCAACAUUUGCCCCAAUCUAAUCUCAUUUGCCAAUGACCAAGGCUGUUAACUCUC